CCCGCCCCCCGGCGCCUCUCGGCGGCCGCACCGGCACCGGGACCGGGACAGGGACAGGCACCGGGGCGAAGCGGCGAUGGAGACGGCACCCUGCGGCCCCUCUACAUGGACGUCCAGGCCACCACCCCGCUGGAUCCCAGGGUCCUGGACAGCAUGCUGCCCUACCUGACGGCCUACUACGGCAACCCCCACUCCAGGACCCACGCCUACGGCUGGGAGAGCGAGGCCGCGGUGGAGAGGGCCCGGCGGCAAGUUGCGGAUUUAAUAGGGGCUGAUUCAAGGGAAAUCAUAUUUACCAGUGGUGCAACAGAAUCAAAUAAUAUGGCAAUUAAGGGUGUUGCAAGGUUCUAUAAAUCCAGAAAAAAGCAUAUCAUCACUACACAAACAGAGCACAAGUGCGUCUUGGAUUCUUGCCGUUCCUUGGAGGCAGAAGGUUUUCGGGUCACGUAUCUACCUGUUAAAAAAAAUGGGCUCAUAGAUUUGAAGGAGUUGGAGGCCGCGUUCCAGCCAGAUACAAGUUUGGUUUCUGUAAUGACUGUGAAUAAUGAAAUAGGAGUAAAGCAGCCAAUUCAUGACAUUGGUGAGAUUUGCCGCAUGCAUAAGGUUUUCUUCCACACAGAUGCUGCACAAGCAAUUGGUAAAAUUCCUGUGGAUGUCAACGACAUGAAAAUUGAUCUAAUGAGCAUCAGUGGCCAUAAAAUUUAUGGGCCCAAAGGGGUUGGUGCUAUCUACGUUCGCCGUCGACCGCGCGUCAGGCUGGAACCCCUGCAAAGCGGGGGAGGCCAGGAGAGAGGACUGCGCUCUGGGACGGUGCCCACUCCGUUAGCGGUGGGACUGGGGGCAGCAUGUGAGGUGGCACAGCAAGAGAUGGAGUAUGACCAUAAGCGAAUCUCACAACUGGCAGAACGACUGGUUACAAAAAUAAUGAGUGAAGUUCCUGAUGUGGUUAUGAAUGGAGAUAGAGAGCAUCGCUAUCCAGGAUGCAUCAAUUUAUCUUUUGCAUACGUGGAAGGGGAAAGUCUUCUGAUGGCUCUGAAAGAUGUGGCUCUGUCUUCAGGAAGUGCUUGCACAUCAGCUUCUCUGGAGCCUUCCUAUGUUCUGCGGGCAAUUGGAACAGAUGAAGAUUUGGCUCACUCAUCUAUCAGAUUUGGCAUUGGUCGUUUCACUACAGAAGAAGAAGUGGAUUAUACAGUGCAGAAGUGCAUACAGCAUGUUAAGAGGCUGAGGGAAAUGAGCCCCCUCUGGGAAAUGGUGCAGGAUGGAAUUGACCUCAAAAGCAUUAAGUGGACUCAGCACUGAGAAGACACUGCUGUCUGUGGACUACAUGUGGGUGUGGGUUAAAAUGCAUUUUCUGUACAUUCCUGAACAAAUUAUGCAGCACUUCCCUUUUUUGACACUUGCAAUUUGACUGGAGAACUACCCUUUCUGAUCGUAAAGUCUAAGAAGCCAAAACCAAAACUAGUCUUUAUCCUAGACAAAGGCAGAAUGAUAUAACACCCAUUGCAUUUAUAUUGAUACACAGAAAGUUAUGUACAAACAUAAUUUAUUUGGAAAUGUAUUUUCUGAUAAGAAAAUGAACUCAGUGUGUUACACCUGGGCCGGUAGAAUCCUGGUGAGAGGUUGUUGUUUCUCAGUGUGAAGGAUCCCCUGUAGCUGCUGUGUUUGCAGCACAGGCCCGUUGCCAGCUCUGUCUGUCCCAGGUGGGCGUCCUGCAGCAGCAGCUGCUUUUGUGCCACUCAGGUGUGUUGUGUUGUGGGAAGCUCUCAGAUAGGAAGCAGCUUGGCAUUUCUAGAGGAGAAGGGAAAAGGAUGUCUCAGUGUCGCUAUGUGCCUUCACAGUUAAGUUGUGCUUGCAGUUAAGAACAAUUAUUAUUUUUUUUUUUCUGAAACUGCAAUAGCUCUUUUUCCUUGGUUUUAUCUUUGUUUUUUUUUUGGGGGGGGGGGGGGGGAGGAGUUGAUGCUUGUACAGACUGAUGUGCAUUAAUCUAAAACAUCCUUCUGCACGACAGUUUAUGUUACAAUAAUGAUGCACUUUGCUGUCCCCUCCAUGGUGUUUUUCCAUGCAAUUUUUUUCUAAGGAAGGAAAGAAAACUUGACUGACUGGGAAGGGGGAUAGGCAGAAUAUGUCAGCUUCAGUUGCAGUACCAGUUUAGUUGGAACAUGAGUGGUGGUGGUUGUUGUAGGGAGAGGAGAUGAAGUGCAAUGUCUUAAUGCAGUCUGGAUCUUUUGUUGGUGUGGUUUUUGUUUUUUCUCCCCUUGUGGAGUUCUUGCUGUUACUCAGAGUUUGCCCAUGGGCCAUUGGCUUCUGUCACUUCAGGAGGUGCAGUUGAGCUGGUAUAUUUUGUCUGGAGAUGAGAACACGUGAGUCUGGAGUUUUCUCUGGGUGACAGACUGUUCUUCUGUCUGACUAGAGACUUACAUGGGAAUCUGUUCUCUGCAAGUGCUGGGGGAAGUGUCUCUUGAAAAGUGUGUGAUGAGACUUACUCAUAUCAGUGUUUCUGUUUUUCCUUUGUUGAUCUUUCCAAUAGGAAACUUAACCCCUUAUUACAAAGUGCCUUUGUAUCAGUUGCAAAAGCAGACAGCUCUCAAAUGAGUUUGUUGGUUGAUGGAUGCUGUAUUAGCUGCUGAAUUUAAUAUACCCUCUAGACAGUAUGUCCUCUGUUCUGGGAGGUAUCUGCUUCAAGGAUGAACCAUGUAAUGUAAAAGCUGAAGCUAAGUCUCAGGAGGUGGAUUGUGUUACAGAAGCUUGUUCUGUUUUUUUGACACCAAGGGCAGAUUUGGUUGUGUGUAACGCAAAGCUAAUCCUCAGUUUUCUAUUUGAACUUAUUAGCUUUAGCAGGUUUAAUAUCAUAGAGCUGGCACCUUAUAUUUCAUCAUAAUAUUUUUAAAACUACCAUUUGCAUAAAUAUGUUUUAGAGGUGCCCUAUGUUUUAUGUUUGGGCCAUAUAUGUUUUCUGGAUUAAGCAUGUGAUGACACUUUCCCAGCAUGUCUUAGAACUAUAUGUUUAUGAAAUUGUUCCUUGUGUUUCAUGGAUGAUAUAAAAAUAUAGAUAAGACUUAAACUUG
Messenger RNA from Calidris pugnax (ruff), 3065 nucleotides. RefSeq names its product NFS1 cysteine desulfurase (gene NFS1). The record is from RefSeq and is a predicted model, not a curated record. Gene Ontology annotation, molecular function: cysteine desulfurase activity; pyridoxal phosphate binding. The transcript has 13 exons. The annotation marks the transcript as partial. Lineage: Eukaryota; Metazoa; Chordata; Aves; Charadriiformes; Scolopacidae. Gene Ontology annotation, cellular component: nucleus; cytosol; mitochondrion. Gene Ontology annotation, biological process: [2Fe-2S] cluster assembly.